Messenger RNA from Soboliphyme baturini, 282 nucleotides. Lineage: Eukaryota; Metazoa; Nematoda; Enoplea; Dioctophymatida; Soboliphymatidae. The record is from the annotation of a GenBank genome assembly.
AUGAGACAUGUUCCAGUGAAUCUGGACGAUGGUCAGCAGCUUGGUGUACAGGUCGCCGCUGCCUGUGCGGUUCGCAUGUCCAUCAGCCGACGUGCGGCAGAGGCCGGCCGGCGCCCGCGGCGCGGUUCAGAAGCAGCGUCACCACUCGACGACUCGCCGGACGACUCGACCUCCCUGCACCCUCAUUUUUCGGUGCUUGCCCUCAGUCAUCGUCUGUUAUUGGAAAGGCGCGAUUACCGUUCGGCGCGAAAACGUUUCAACGGCAUCGUCAUCAUCGCUUAG